This is a messenger RNA of Leguminivora glycinivorella, 2498 nucleotides long. RefSeq lists its product as uncharacterized. Lineage: Eukaryota; Metazoa; Arthropoda; Insecta; Lepidoptera; Tortricidae. The coding region runs from base 420 to 1316 and encodes 298 amino acids. The record is from RefSeq and is a predicted model, not a curated record. The transcript has 2 exons.
ACUCGCUACCCGCUUCGCUCCGCUCAUGACACUUAAACCGCCGGCUGGGCGCGCAGUCACAAAGCAGCGGCGCAUACGUCACACGCCCCGCGCGCCGCGCGCAUCACCCGCCGUCGCCACGGGGGCCGGAUCGACGGGCCCCGCCACUUGCUCUCGGACCGCGUUCAUAUGCACCCGCGCGCUUGGUUUAUAUAGCUGCCGCUUACGCAAAAAUCGAAAUUGUAACGUUUAGUUUUAUUUUUAUUUAAAUUUUAAUAUAAUUUGAAGUUAACGUUGCUUUGCUUAUUUAUCGCUUCAACGACAUCGUCCCUGCUUCGCAACAAAAGCUACGUGUAGUGACCUACCCGGUUUCUACAAAUUGGUGACCCGAGACAAAGGAAGUGGACAGAUUCGCCAUCGGCAAGAUCAACCUUUCGGACAUGGCUAACGGAUCGGAAACUGAGCAAAAUACAGGCAGUGGUGCAGGCGGUUCAGGUAUUCGAGCGACGGUUGGCAACGAUGACGAUGCAGGUACGGUACAUUUGGGUGGUGGUCCAAGUGAUGUGUUCCGGGUGGGUAUGCGUGUUCCACCGUUUUAUCCAAACGAGCCAGAGAUUUGGUUCGCGCAAUUGGAAAGUCAAUUCUGUCUAUCCGGCAUCACUGUGGACGAGACUAAAUACCAUUUUGUGUGCGGGCAGCUCGAUCCUGAGUACGCGGUCAAGGUCAAGGACAUUCUUCGCAGUCCCCCAGCUACUGGCAAGUAUGCUAAAUUAAAGAGCGAGCUCAUUCAACGGAUUUCUGUCUCGCGGGAGAAGAAAACCCUACAGCUACUCCAGCAUGAGGAGAUUGGGGACAGGAAGCCCACCGAGUUUCUGAGGCACCUUACAGAUUUAGCUGGACCGAACAUACCACAGGAAUUUAUUCGGACUAUUUGGACCAGUAGAUUACCACCUAAUGUACAGACCGUUGUUGCAUUUCAGCCUACCUUGGACCUUGACACGUUGGCGGGCCUGGCAGACAAGGUCGUCGACGUAGCGCAGCCGUCCUACAGGGUUGCCAGCACCUCUGCGAUCGCGCCAGGUACUGCUUUGGAACAGCGCGUAGAGGAAUUGACACGGCAAGUAGAAAGUCUCCUUAAAAUUCAAGGUCAAGGGCCUGGCUCAUUCAAUCGUCGCAGACGCUCUCGAUCACAUUCAAGGUCAAGAGGCCGAUCCCGCUCCAGGCAGCGUCCCGAAGGCCAUCCACACUGCUGGUAUCAUUUCACUUUUGGCGAGAAGGCGAAGACGUGCAAGCAGCCAUGCAGCUACCAUUCGGGAAACGCCCAGGGCGGCCACUAGUAGCGGCGAGCGACUGCCCAUCAACAACAACCCGCCGCCUGUUCAUCACUGACCGUUCGACGAAGGUGCAAUACCUCAUAGACACGGGUUCCGACCUGUGUGUAUUUCCAAGGUCAGCUGUCCGGGGGGCAUGUCCGAGAACGAAGUACCUCCUAUUUGCUGCCAACGGCACAGAGAUCGCUACUUUUGGGAUCCUAAACCUACAUUUAGAUUUUGGUCUCCGGCGAGCGUUCGAGUGGCGCUUUACGGUGGCUGACGUCUCAAAACCCAUCAUCGGCGUCGACUUCUUAGGAUUUUACAACCUUCUUGUCGAUGUCCGAAAUCAGCGCCUGGUAGACGCUACUACCCUCCUCACGAGCCCAGCUACGGUUCCUGCCAGCAGCGAGGAAAUAUAUUCCAUACAUAUGAUGGCCUUGGAAGGUACGAGUACGCCUUUCCGCGAGUUACUUCGUGAGUAUCCAGACAUUACCCGUCCAGCUGGUAAGCCGGGCACUCCAAAACAUGGCACAGAGCACCACAUCAGGACCACUUCAGGACCACCGGUCUCCGGCCGUCCGCGUCGCCUCGAUCCAGAGAGACUGGCUAUAGCAAAAAAGGAGUUUGAGGAUAUGGUCCGACACGGUACUGCUCGCAGAUCAGAGAGUGCAUGGUCCUCUCCACUACAUUUGGCACGCAAAAAGAAUGAUGGCUGGAGACCGUGUGGAGACUACAGGGCUCUCAACGCACGAACCAUACCUGAUUGCUACCCGGUGCCGCACGUACAAGACUUCGCUUACCAGCUGGCAGGUAAGAAGAUCUUUAGUACCAUAGACUUGGUGAAGGCGUACAAUCAAAUACCAGUUUUUGUCGACGAUAUACCGAAGACAGCUAUCACCACGCCAUUCGGAUUGUUCGAGUUCCCAUACAUGACCUUUGGCCUCAGAAAUGCAGCUCAGACAUUCCAGCGCUUUCUUGAUGAGGUGCUCAGGGGACUCGACUUCUGCUUUGGAUACAUCGACGACAUAAUCGUCUACUCGGAGUCGGAAGCUCAGCAUCAACAGCAUCUCCGCCAGCUGUUCGGGCGGUUGCAGGACUACGGAAUGCUGAUAAACACAGCAAAGUGCGUCUUCGGUCAAUCCAAGGUCACCUUCCUAGGGCACGCGGUAUCCGCGCACGGCAUCAGCCCUUUAGAGGAUAAGGUGC